Rhinichthys klamathensis goyatoka is the source of this 1373-nucleotide messenger RNA. RefSeq names its product G protein-coupled receptor 183b (gene gpr183b). The transcript has a single exon. Gene Ontology annotation, cellular component: membrane. Gene Ontology annotation, molecular function: oxysterol binding; G protein-coupled receptor activity. Bases 20 to 1090 code for a protein of 356 amino acids. The record is from RefSeq and is a predicted model, not a curated record. Lineage: Eukaryota; Metazoa; Chordata; Actinopteri; Cypriniformes; Leuciscidae. Gene Ontology annotation, biological process: G protein-coupled receptor signaling pathway.
AACUUUCCUGUGUAUAACUAUGACGAAUCAAGAUUUCGGCCAAAACUGCACCAACUUGUAUGACCAUCGUCCAGUGGCGCGAGUUCUCAUACCUCUGAUCUACUCCAUCAUUUGUCCAGUGGGACUUUUUGGAAAUGCCCUGGCUCUUCAUGUGGUGAUCUCCAAAAUCACCAAACUUAAUUCAACCACUUUUUAUUCUGCCAACCUGGCUGUGUCUGAUAUCCUAUUCUGCCUGUCGCUUCCCUUACGGGCCGUUUACUACGGCCUUGGCUUCAACUGGCCCAUGGGGGAAGGACUCUGUAAAGCCACAGCACUGCUCUUCUAUUUAAACUGCUAUGCCGGAGUUAACUUCAUGACCUGUCUGGCAGUCGAUCGUUUUGUGGCGCUGGUGUUUCCUCUGAGGCUGGUGAAAUUGAGAAAGGCAAAAAACGCGAAGUUUAUGUGUCUGGCCAUAUGGCUUCUGGUGUUUGCCCAGACAUUGCCUCUCCUGACCAUUAACUUGACCAAAACAGAGUCUGAUGGCAGUAUCACCUGUAUGGAAUACCCCAAUUUUGAGGGAGUUUUCAAAGGGCUGCCCUACAUGCUGAUCAUAGGAGUAGUUCUAGGCUUUGUCGCCCCGGUUGCGAUAAUUAUCGCUUGCUAUUCCAUACUGACCCAUAAAUUAUGUCUAGCAGCAAAGUCGAAUCGGCUAACGGAACGUUCUGGAAGGACCAAAAAAGCAAGAGGAGUUAUCGCAGGGGUGGUAUUUGUAUUUGUGGUGUGUUUCAGCCCAUACCAUCUAGACCUCCUGCAAUACAUGAUUCGGAAACUUCUCUAUAAACCAGACUGCAUGGAGCUUCAGUCCUUUCAGAUAUCCCUGCAUAUUACAGUGUGUCUUAUGAACCUGAAUUCAUGCCUGGAUCCCUUUGUUUACUUCUUCGCGUGUAAAGGCUAUAAGCAGAAAGUGAUGAGGAUGAUGAAGUGGCAGGUUGGCACCCACUUCUCCAGUGUUGGAAGAGCCUCGCCUGAAAGUUCAGGCACAGGUGAUGUGCACGGCACACGCCGCAAAAACAACAAUAUACCUAUGAACUCUAUAAAAGAAGGUCAGUAAAACUGUUACCGUCAAAAGCCGACUUAAGGUGAUGAAACGUCACAACAAACUUGGAAUUGAGGGUUAACCCUCCGGGGUCGGCAAACGCGCCGGCGCGUUUUGCUGGAUUUUCUUCACAUAGUAGCACAAUAUACUUAAAUUACUCCAUUUAUAGUCAUACAGAAAAAAGAAAUAUGAAAAAAGAAUCUGUGAGAUGUCUACUUUUGUAUGUGUCCACUUACAAUAAAAACAAAACAUUGUGCUUUUGUAAAAUAAAGAAAAUAAACAGGGUAUGCUUUCUGCC